AUGAAGGUUAAAUUAGCAACACAGCUUCUUUCUUUAUCAGUUGCAAAUUCAUUAAUAUUUUGUAAAGAUGUACUUAAACUUAAAGAUUUUGAAAACUGUACUGCUACUGUCAAUUUUAUAAAACUCUUUAACGAUGCUUUUGAUAUUUUGAAUUCGAGAACAUUGAUUCCAUAUGGCUUCAAAGGAAAAAAUAAUGAUAAUUAUGAAAAUAUACUUGAUUUUAGUAAAAAGUUCAUUUAUUAUGUUCAUAACUUAAAAUUAAGCACCGGUCAGCCAAUUUUAAAAUCACAAAGAUCAACUGGCUUUUUAGGUUUCAUAGUAUGUUUUCAUUCCCUUAUUAACUUAAAAAAAAAAUUCAUUGAUACAAAUAAUUUAAAAUUUAUACCGUCAUAUAAACUAAGUCAAGACCACCUUGAAAUAUUUUUCGGUAGUGUUAGGUCUCAGGGGGGUCACAACAACAAUCCAACAUCCAUGCAAUUUAGAUCUGCUUACAAAAAAUUAUUAGUUCAAGCACAAAUAAAAGACAGCGGUCUUGGAAAUUGUAUUUCUCUUUUAGAUAUCCCAAUUCUAAACUGUUCUAGUGUAUCUAAAAAUCCAAUCCAAGCCAUAAAUGAUACAAAUGCUUCCCUUUAUAAUGAUAUUGAAUUAGAUCCAGAGACUUUUACAGUUGAAACACAUGGAACUCAUCUCCAUUUAAGUUCAUUCUCCAAAGAAGUUUCUUUAUACAUAGCUGGUUUUGUUUCUCAUAAGUUAGCUUCACAAAUAAAAGGUGAUGUAUGUACACAAGCUCUUUUUGGGGACCAAAGAAAACUUUUUAUUAUCUUUAAUUUCUUUAAAAGAUAA
Messenger RNA from Macrosiphum euphorbiae (potato aphid), 843 nucleotides. NCBI's taxonomy places the organism in Eukaryota, Metazoa, Arthropoda, Insecta, Hemiptera, Aphididae. The record is from the annotation of a GenBank genome assembly.